Cicer arietinum (chickpea) is the source of this 1547-nucleotide messenger RNA. Its product is annotated as equilibrative nucleotide transporter 3-like. NCBI's taxonomy places the organism in Eukaryota, Viridiplantae, Streptophyta, Magnoliopsida, Fabales, Fabaceae. Gene Ontology annotation, molecular function: nucleoside transmembrane transporter activity. The record is from RefSeq and is a predicted model, not a curated record. Gene Ontology annotation, biological process: nucleoside transmembrane transport. Gene Ontology annotation, cellular component: plasma membrane.
UAAACUUUGUCAUUCAACAUUGAUUAGUCUGUCCUAUGAUUAAUUGCUUCUUACAGAGAAUUAAUCAUGACUAAUAAUUUUGAUCAAAAUGGAGCACCAAGAAUGUUGAAGGGAAAAUUCCAAGCUGAAGUAGCUUGUUUUAUUCUUGGACUGGGGUCCCUUGUUGCAUGGAAUAGUAUGUUGACAAUUGGAGACUACUAUUACAAACUGUUUCCUAGAUACCAUCCUUCGCGAGUACUCACCAUCUUUUAUCUACCUUUUUCAAUCGGGACUCUGAUGAUACUGACACACAACGAGUCGAGGAUCAACACUAGGAUGCGAGUCAUAACCGGAUACUUUAUUUUCUUCGUUUGCACUUUGUUAGUUCUUGUUUUAGAUCUAGCAACAUCAGGUAAAGGAGGAAUUGGACAUUAUGUUGGUUUGUGUGCUCUUUCUGCUAGUUUUGGAGUUGCAGAUGCUCUUGUCCAAGGUGGUAUGGUUGGAGACAUGUCUCGUAUGUGUCCUGAGUUCAUUCAGUCCUUCCUAGCUGGUUCAGCUGCCUCAGGACUUCUAGCCUCUGGUUUGAGAUUUCUCACCAAAAUAGCUUUUGAGAAAUCUGAUAAUGGGCUUCGAAAAGGGGCUUUGCUAUUCUUUGCAACCUCUACCUUCUUUGAGUUUUUGUGCAUUAUUCUCUAUGCAAUCUACUUCCCUAAGUUGUCCAUUGUAAAGUAUUAUCGUUCAAAGGCAGCCUCAGAAGGAUCAAAAACCGUUUCAGCUGAUUUAGCAGCUGUUGGGAUUCAAAAUGAGAUAAACCAACAAGUUGGAUUGGAUGCUAAACAACACGAACAUCUAAACAAUAAGGAACUAUUUCAUCAGAACAUUGAUUAUGCAGCUGAUUUAUUUCUGAUAUAUGUGUUAACUCUGUUUAUUGUACCUGGAUUCUUGUAUGAAAAUACUGGAUCACACCAUCUAGGAAAAUGGUACACGCUGGUUUUGAUUGCAGUGUACAAUGUCUCAGAUCUAACAUCAAGAUAUAUUCCUAUGAUCAAAUUCAUGAAGUUGGAGUCUAGAAAGUGGUUACUCACUGCAAUUAUUUCUAGAUUCCUAUUGAUCCCAGCAUUUUACUUCACAGCAAAAUAUGGUGACCAAGGAUGGAUGAUUGUGCUUGUUUCUUUCUUAGGACUAACCAAUGGCUAUCUCACUGUAUGUGUGUUCAUAGUUGCACCCAAAGGUUACAAGGGUCCUGAACAAAAUGCACUAGGCAAUUUGCUUGUGCUAUUUGUUGAGUGUGGCAUAUUAGCAGGGGGUGCUCUUGAUUGGUUGUGGCUCAUAGGAAAAUCACAAGGAUUCUGAAAUGAAACAAAAACAAUGUGGGAAACUAAAUAAAACCAACUAUGUGCUUCCAAUAUUUCUAUCUGAAUGUAUAAUAUUGAUAUCAUCAACAAAUUAUAAGCAAUGAUGAAUGAGCAACUUGACAAUGUAAGGGAAAAUUUUGCAAUCAUUUAAGUUGAUUUUGUAAUACAAAUAACUUAUAUCUCGUAACUACAUCAAACUAUGUUCGAUUUUAC